This is a messenger RNA of Anopheles darlingi, 1722 nucleotides long. RefSeq names its product myotubularin-related protein DDB_G0290005. Lineage: Eukaryota; Metazoa; Arthropoda; Insecta; Diptera; Culicidae. The coding region runs from base 1 to 1722 and encodes 573 amino acids. The transcript has a single exon. The record is from RefSeq and is a predicted model, not a curated record.
AUGUGGAAGUUGAAGAACAAAUUGAAGCGAAAGUUUCGCUCCUCAAAGGUAUUGGACUGUAACAGCAACCGCAUCGAUUUCGACACCCUAUCGUUCGACUCCGAAACGGCGCCACCGGAAUCGGAACAAUCCGAUACAUCGGCAGCUCAUCAUCCGGGGGUGUGUGCUGAUAAAGCGCGUGCGAUUGAACGGUUGAUAAAUAGCGGAAGUAGUACGCAGUCCUCUUCCGUGGCCAACUAUAGCUGUUGCUAUAACUACAAUUUGCACAUCAACUAUAAUGUACAUCGUCGCCUGCAUCCGCACCAUCAUCAUCAUCAUCAUCAUGAUCAUCACCCAAGUGAUCAUCACCACCAUCAUCAUCACGAAGAUACUGAUGGGACACCGUUUGGUAGUACAAGCUGCAUGACCACCGGUACCGUUUCGGAUAGCUCGGCAGAGCCAAGACGGCCAAAGAAGCCACCGUCAAAGGGUAGCGUCUCGCGAAAGGUUCGCCCAAUGUCCUCCGGAGCAGUUGAGCGACCUAGUCCCGGUUCGAGCGUCUCAUCGAGGAAAAUCUCCUCAGAACCUGAUACGAAAAGCAGGGCACCGCAGCCACCCAAAAUGAAGGCAACCCGAUGCGCUUCCACAAGUGACCUCUCAUCGUACAAAGAAUACCAGGAACGUAGUAAAGAACCGGAAGCUCCAGGGAAGAGUACCCGGCGACCAACCCGUACCAGGCCACGCUCCGCUUCACAUCGAUCGGCAAGAGUAGACCCAAACGUCGCACAAAGCACCGCAGACCAACAGAACCAUGCCGCACUCUGCCGGAAGCUGCAAUCCGUUUCCCUUGAUCCGGCCAAUGCUUCGAUAGGUGGUCAGACUACCGAGCUAACGGAUCAUGAUCGGCGCAUCCUGCACUGUAUGGUGUUGAAACGGAUUAAAGAGCUCGAGCAACUGGAUGAAGCUGUCCUCGCUCAACAGUGCUGGGAGCAGGAGAAACUCUUCCGCCGUUCGCUACUUGAUCAGCAGGAACGGAACUACCGGAGUGCGAUCCGUCAGAAGCGAACGAUCGAACAAAUCGAGAUCCGAAACCGCCGGCAACGGUUGGCGCGGCUCGAGCAGCAGCAAAUCGAGCGAAUACAGAACGAAAUUAGCGAGAAAGACAUCCGGUCGGCAAGCCUUCUAAAGAACAUCGAAAUCCGGAAGGGUAUCCGGGAGUGUGAGCGUCGUAGCCGGGAGCUGAAGCGGCUCGAGGAUGCGACGGUAACGCACGAGGAGAAGACACUCGAUCGGGACAUCUGGCGCCAAUCGUUGGUCGAGACGCUUGAGGAGCGGGCUGGAAGGGCGGAAGACCUGCGUCGCAAGGUGCUGGAGGUGUACCGGCGCCGGCUACAGAUCGACAAUCAGCUGGAGCGCAAGAUGCAUGCGCACAACCUCCAGCAAACGAUCGAGCAGGAACGGUACCGGCUCCGGGAGCUGCAGGAACGCAUUCUGGUGCGCGAAAGCCGGUUCCAGCAGUUCAAGGCUGGCCGGAAACGGAUCUUUGAUCAGCUCAAAAAUCGCGCCCAAGCAACGGCCGCUCUGCGGGAUAUGGUGAAGGCUUCGAUCGGUCCCGGUGGUGCUAGCGCUCAACCUAGUAGGCCUGGAUCGGUCGUUCAGCGCUGUGGGUCUUCGGCACGAUCCGGUACGACCACGACGGCGGACACGCCGCAUCGUCUGCUCGAUGUAGUGCGCAUCAAUUGA